Ustilaginoidea virens is the source of this 333-nucleotide messenger RNA. RefSeq lists its product as uncharacterized. The coding region runs from base 1 to 333 and encodes 110 amino acids. NCBI's taxonomy places the organism in Eukaryota, Fungi, Ascomycota, Sordariomycetes, Hypocreales, Clavicipitaceae. The transcript has a single exon. The record is from RefSeq and is a predicted model, not a curated record.
AUGUGCGUGUUUUCAAUCACUCCUGUCUUUCUUCCCGGGUUGAUCAACGGCACGCCCCGUCUCAUGACAGCGCUUGAUGUGCGGUACGCCGCGUUGCAGUGGAAGCUGCUUGUCCGUCGUCUUGGGGCGCGCGACUGGCUGGCGGUGGGGAAAGUUUCAAGAGGCCAUCGACGCGCAAAUGAGCAGCCGCGUCCCCACUUGGACGCGCUCUGGGACCAGUUGCCCUUCGGCGCUUCCAGCCACAAGGCGGGGCUGCGAUUGCGAACUACCCGGGGUCAAUCGUGGCUGGCCAUGUGGACGCCCGAGGCUGACGCAGCUCAGCGACUUGUCUGA